AUGCCAACAGCGCGGCUAGAUAAAGCGAUCUGCGCCUUGGCCCGAUACGGUGCGAGGGCUGCGUGGGGAAAACACAGGAGCUCGGCGGCGGUGGCAGUCAGCGACGCCAGGCAGGGCGGCCAAAUUAAUAAAUUUAGCUGUCUGGUUUACUUCUUUUCCACCGCCACAAUGGCAAUUGCUCCUAGAUACGCCAAGUCUCACGUCUACAACGGCCCUGCUGGCCUCUCCAGCGGCCUCAAGCACACCGUCCAGCUGUACCUGGACUACAAUUGUCCCUUCUCGGGCAAGCUGUUCCGCAAGAUCACCGCCGAGGUGGUUCCGUUGCUGGAGAAAAAAAGUCUCCUGGACAAGUUCAGCUUUGUCUUCAUGAACGUCAUCCAGCCAUGGCACUACGUUGGCUCCGGCGCGUACCACGAGGUUGCUCUUGCCGUCGCCAAGGUGUAUCCGGACCAGUUCUGGAAGUUCUCCGGCGUGCUCUGGGACAACAUCAUGACCGACUCUCUUUCGUACGACAAGACCAAGAAGCAGGUUCUCGCCACCGCGAUCGACCUCGCCGCACAGCACCUCGACAACGUCGACACGGAAAAGCUGUGGGAGCAGGUUGCUGUCCCGGAGGGCGGCCAGAACCAGCUGCAGAAGGACAUCAAGUAUUUCACCAGAUACCACCGCACGGUGGGCGUGCACGUGACGCCGACCGUUUUUGUCGACGGCAUUGUUGUGGGCAGCAUCGAGAGCUCGACGGAGCCGGAGAAAAUCGUGGAAAUUCUGCAGAGCCUGCUGGACUGA
This is a messenger RNA of Ogataea angusta, 786 nucleotides long. RefSeq lists its product as uncharacterized. Lineage: Eukaryota; Fungi; Ascomycota; Pichiomycetes; Pichiales; Pichiaceae. The record is from RefSeq and is a predicted model, not a curated record. The transcript has 2 exons. Bases 1 to 786 code for a protein of 261 amino acids.